AAUACUAUUUUGAUUGGUUGUGCAUAAGGACAACAUCUGAAAAUCUUUACAUAAUCAAUUACUCAAAACAAAAUGAGCAAAACAAAAUGAGCACUUCGUAUGUGUUCUCCGUGGAAAAUGAUAUAAAAAAAACAUAGUAGUACGGAAAAUAGGGCGUUUUAAGGGGUUUUGCAAUUUGAAAUAUGUGAAUGUUUGUUUUCGUUUAAUUGACCUUUUAUUACUGCAUUUUGGGUGAAAAAUGGAAUUUCCUACUACAUUAAAACCCUGGUCAAGAAAUGAAGCAUCGGCUUUCUAGAAAAUAUUGAACUCGGAGCUAGCAAACUAUUGAUGGAUCCAGGUUUCAGGAAUGAGAUGCUUGAGUUAUUGCGUGAAGUCUUCUCGAUCGAAAAUGAGAAAGUUACUUUUAAAAUUUUUAAGGUUUAUAAUAUUUUUUUAAUUUUUGUAACCGGGGUUACAAAGAUAUACGCGUCCCUGCCCUUAAAGCUAAUAGCAACAUGCUUGCGUGACAAUAGCCAAGUCAUCUACGGUGAAGCUGCCACCACUAGGAUCCAUUCACUGUACCUUAAAAAGUCUUAUUUGUUUAAGCGGUAUUAGGGGAUCCAUAGUCACUCAGGCCUUCACUGUACGAGAUUCGUCACUUGCUAGAUGGUUAUGCUUACCAUACGUUUCUUUUUAAGUAGGGGAUCGUUUGAUUUGAAAGAAGACCUGCAAUUACGCUGGAUGAGUGAUGGGUUCAUGUUUCAAUUCAGGAGAGAGUGUUGAAGCAUUGCAAUGGAACACUACAAGUUAAGAUCUAAGCUGUUCGAUACGAUCCUGUGGGAUUAACUUCAAGCAGAGCAACACCUGUAUCCGCCCUGGUCUUAUCGAGGGGUUACUGUGCAGUUUUUGAAAGCCAAUGCAGUAAAAUUUCCGAUCAGAACCCUUUCGUUCUGCUUUUUGAAUAUCGCUGUUAGUUGUUUGUAGUUGAAUCUUGUUUAACGAUUGCUUCAAUAGGAAGUGAAAAGAAGACGAUUCAUUCAAGGGCAGAAGUAUACUGCAUCAAGGGGCUUUGAAUAUUUUAGUAGGUCCCGAAGACUUAACGCCAUGGGAUUACUUCCAUUUUCCAGAAGACUACUUCAGGCGGCCGGUAGUCGUGUAUUGGCAAGGAGGGCUGCAAAUGAAGCCUCACGAUUGAUACCGCCGGUGUAUACAUCUGAUUUUGUUAAGCCCAAUUUAUGGUACUUCUCAACAACAGAAAACCUGCUAAAUUAUCGCAUAACCAGGUCAAUUUCUACAACAUCGCAGAGCCUCUAUCCUAUAGCCGAGCAGGUUCCUGUGGAGCACAAUGAAAACGAAUCACGUGAUAGUGUGGAGUGUUUGCCUGGUUUGGGGCCAACUAAGCCAGGGGAGAAGGCUCGUGUUGUAGUCCUGGGUACUGGCUGGGCUGGCUGUCGUUUGAUGAAAGGACUGAAUACUAAACUGUAUGAUGUUGUUUGCAUUUCACCACGAAAUCAUAUGGUUUUUACUCCUUUGUUAGCUUCUACCUGUGUUGGGACCUUGGAAUUUCGAUCAGUGGCGGAGCCUGUGAGCAGGAUUCAACCUGCUCUGUCUAAGUCCCCAAACUCUUACUUUCUGCUAGCCAAGUGUCUCAAUGUGGACACGAACAAUCAUGAGGUUUAUUGUGAGGCUUCUGGGGAGAAAAAUGAAUCAAUCCCCCAUCCAAACUGGCGCUUUAAGGUUUCUUAUGAUAAGCUCAUUAUUGCAGCAGGAGCUGAUCCACUGACUUUUGGAAUACAUGGGGUUGAUGAGCAUGCUAUAUUCCUAAGAGAAGUUCAUCAUGCACAGGAAAUACGGAGGAAGCUUCUCCUAAAUUUAAUGUUGUCAGAUGUGCCUGGAAUUACAGAGGAUGAAAAAACCCGUCUUUUACACUGUGUAGUAGUAGGUGGUGGCCCUACUGGGGUUGAGUUUAGUGGUGAACUAAGUGACUUUAUCAAGAGAGAUGUAUAUUAUAGAUAUGCUCAUGUUAAGAACUAUAUUCAUGUCACCUUGAUAGAGGCAAAUGAAAUUUUGUCUUCUUUUGACGUGGGGCUCAGGGAGUAUGCAACUAGACACUUGACCAAGGCAGGAGUUAGACUCGUUCGGGGUGUUGUUAAAGAUGUUAAACCGGACAAGUUAAUACUUACCGAUGGAAGUGAAGUUCCGUAUGGUUUACUAGUCUGGUCUACAGGUGUUGGACCCACUCCAUUUGUGAAAGACUUAAAGCUUCCUAAAUCACCUGGUGGCAGGAUUGCUAUAGACGAAUGGUUACGAGUUCCUGGAGUAGAAGAUGUAUUUGCCAUUGGUGAUUGUGCUGGUUUUCAUGAAAGUACUGGCAAGUCCCCACUUCCAGCCUUGGCUCAGGUUGCCGAGAGAGAAGGAAAGUAUCUCGCCAGUUUGUUGAAUAAUCUGGCAAAGCAAGGUGGGAGCAAGGCAGAUUCUGCUGCAGACAAAGAUUUCGGGCAACAAUUUGUUUACAAGCACAUAGGAAGUAUGGCAUCGGUGGGUCGGUACAAAGCUUUGGUUGAUCUCCGCCAGAGCAAGGAGUCCAAGGGCGUAUCAAUGGCAGGUUUUGUGAGCUGGUUAGUCUGGCGAUCAGCGUAUCUGACACGAGUGUUAAGUUGGAGGAAUAGGUUUUAUGUGGCAGUAAACUGGGCUACGACAUUUGUGUUUGGUCGUGACAUUACACGAAUAUAAUCCAAGCUUCAACUGUGUUCUCUCAUACUGUUAUAAUGCACGGGUUGAGCAGAGAACAAGAAAUUUUGAGCUCACUUUUCUUACCUUCAAAACCUUGUUGGUAAUGAUUCUUUUGUCCGUGGCAGCCUAGGUGUAGUGUUUUUUAUUGAAUUUGUUUUUUCUGUACCACAGCAAGAGUGCAGUUUUCGUUAUAUCUAUAAAAUUUUGUAAAUCUUCUUAGGUGCCUUUGAAGUUUGAAGAGAAAAUAUGCUUGCACAGCAACUUCUGAGUUUUUUUUAUCGUAUUGCUUUGGGCUAUAUUGCUAGCAUAGCAUCAUGAAAGAGGAAUAAUAGGAAAGCAAAAUACAGGAGUUGGUAGGUUGUAAAUCUUUUUCAAAGUUGUGAGUUCCCUGUAUGCCGGGAUAAUUACUGUGCCUCAGAUUCAGUAGGAUUAUAUUUUGGUGGAAAUUUCUUAAACAAAAGAAUAUCACCAUUAGAAGUAUAACAUUUGCUUCAAUUUUUAUGAAGCAAUAUAUUAUUUCUUAAAUAUUCUCCAAUUCUAUUGCCUCUUUUUAUGAAAAAACAACUAUAUAUUUGGAGUA
Molecule: messenger RNA, 3292 nt
Organism: Cryptomeria japonica (Japanese cedar)
Lineage: Eukaryota; Viridiplantae; Streptophyta; Pinopsida; Cupressales; Cupressaceae
Product: internal alternative NAD(P)H-ubiquinone oxidoreductase A1, mitochondrial
Exons: 9
Coding region: 1084-2712 (542 amino acids)
Molecular function (GO): NADH dehydrogenase activity
Source: RefSeq, a predicted model, not a curated record